CAUCAAUACGCUGUUCAGCAGCUUCGAGAAGCUUACUUGUAAAGUAAUUUGAUCCUUAUUCAAAAGUUUCUUGCUGCCACCUCUGGAAACGUAUUAUUUGAAUAUUAUUGCUUUUAUUUAAAGACUGCUGUGCUCAUUAAGCAGAUAUUUCGUUUAUACUUUCGGUGUGACUCCAAAUUGGAAAUGUCAACGGCGCCUAUACCAUGGGUUAUUCUUCUUUUUAUCCUACUUAUUUUAGGAUGUGUAGCUGUUGUCGGACUCAUGAAGCUAUAUGCCCUGAUUUAUAAUUUCCAUUGUUCCUGUCCUGUAUGUCUGGCGGGGAAAACUGCUGUCGUUACAGGCGGAAGUCAAGGACUUGGGUAUGAGAUCGCGCUAGCCCUAGCUUCGAGAGGAUGCAAAAUUAUAAUAGCAACUAGAAGACCAAACGACGCGCUAAGAGAAGAACUCGUGAGGAAAACACACAACCCAAAUAUUUUUCUUGAAUACGUAGACCUGGAAUCCUUCAAAUCCGUCCGUAAGUUUGCUGAGACGAUAAAGGAGAGGGAAGAGGUUAUCGAUAUCCUCAUACUCAAUGCAGGAUUUGGAGCUGACGAAGAUGUCCUAACGGAAGAUGGAAUGAACUACGUUUUACAGACGAAUUAUUUCAGCUCGUUUCUGCUCGUACAUUUACUCAUUGGUAUGUAUACUUAAUUAUUGAG
Messenger RNA from Acanthoscelides obtectus, 698 nucleotides. The record is from the annotation of a GenBank genome assembly. NCBI's taxonomy places the organism in Eukaryota, Metazoa, Arthropoda, Insecta, Coleoptera, Chrysomelidae.